AUGUUACUCAAAAAGGUUAGAAAUCUUUUUAGAAUUAAAGCUUAGCUUUUCAGUAGCUUGAUGAGAGGCUUGUAUGCAGACAGGGAAGGAGGGUUUUCAAGCAUCUGUACAAAAACUAAAUUGCAAAUUUUCCAGGUAGAGAAGAAGAAACUGGAAUUUAUAGAUGCUGAGCACCUAAAUACUUCCAAACAUCUGUGUUCCAGCUUUGAAAUACAUAGUAAAUGGGCUCUGUAUGAAAUAUUCAUCACUUCUGCAGCUGUCUGAAGGGAAGUUUUUACCUUUGAAGACAAUGUUAGGACCAAGAUAUGAUGAGCAGGUUGCUGAAGAAAAUCGUUUUCACCCAAGUAUGUUAUCCAACUACUUAAAGAGUCUGAAGGUUAAAAUGGGCUUGCUGGUAGACUUGACCAAUACCAUUAGAUUCUAUGACAGAAAUGAUAUAGAGAAAGAGGGAAUUAAAUAUAUAAAGCUCCAGUGUAAAGGGCAUGGUGAGUGCCCUACACCUGAGAAUACAGAAACAUUUAUCCGUGUAUGCGAACGCUUCAGUGAUAAGAAUCCUUCAGAGCUUAUAGGUGUCCAUUGUACACAUGGUUUCAAUAGAACUGGAUUUUUGAUCUGUGCCUUUUUGGUCGAGAAGUUGGACUGGAGUAUUGAGGAUGCUGUGGCUACUUUUGCUCAGGCCAGACCUCCAGGUAUUUAUAAAGGUGACUAUUUGAAGGAAUUAUUCCGUCGUUAUGGUGAUGAAGAUGAUGCACCAGCACCACCAGAGCUUCCAGAAUGGUGCUUUGAUGAAGAUGAAGAGGAGGAUGAUGAUAAUGGUAAAACUGGAGGCCCUGAAUCAGAACCCGGAUCAUCAAGCUCUUACUUUGGCAAGAGGAGAAAAGAACGCCUAAAACUGGGUGCAAUUUUCUUGGAAGGAAUAACAGUUAAAUGUGUGACCCAGGUGACAACACAACCAAAAUUAGGAGGAAUACAGCAAAAAUGUCAGCAAUUCUGUGGAUGGGAAGGCACUGGAUUCCCUGGAGCACAGCCUGUUUCAAUGGACAAGCAAAAUAUUAAAUUUUUGGAGCAGAAGCCAUACAAAGUUAGCUGGAAAGCAGACGGCACCCGGUACAUGAUGCUGAUUGAUGGCAAGAAUGAAGUUUAUAUGAUUGAUAGAGACAAUUCCAUUUUUCAUGUGUCCAACCUGGAGUUUCCGUUUCGUAAAGAUCUUCGCACACAUCUAACAAACACUCUUCUAGAUGGGGAGAUGAUCAUCGACAAGGUUAAUGGACAGGUUGUCCCUCGGUACUUGAUAUACGACAUUAUUAAGUUUAAUAUUAUUUCUUCUGAAGACUUACCUAACAAACACCCAAAUGCUUGUACUGGUGCUCCUGCUGCGUGUUAUGUUCUCAGCCUCUCAAUAUAUUCAUCACCUCAUUCCUUCAAGGCUCAGGGCUGUCAGGGACAGCCUGUUGGAGACUGCGAUUUUAAUGUUCGACUUGCAUGUAUAGAGAAGGAGAUUAUAUUUCCACGACAUGAAAAGAUGAAAAGUGGUCUCAUUGACAAAGCACAGGAACCAUUUGGUGUUCGAAACAAACCAUUUUUUGACAUCUACACUUCUAGAAAGCUCUUGGAAGGAAACUUUGCCAGAGAAGUUAGCCAUGAAGUGGAUGGACUGAUAUUUCAGCCUACAGGAGCCCAUCUUGGAUAUUGUGAGGCUGCUAAAAGGUCUCCCUGGAGCCUUCUCCUUCUCCAGGUUAAACAUCCCCAGCUCCAUCAGCCUGAUUUUAUGGGAGAGAUGCUCCAGCCCUGUGAUCACCUCAGUGGCUCUUCUCUGGGCUUGUUCUAAUAGCUCAGAGCUGGACACAGCACAUCAGGGAGAAAGUCUUGAUCCAUUCUCCACCCAGUCUGUGUGCUUGGGAUUGCCCUGACCAGGUGCAGGACCUUGCAGUUGUGCUUGUUGAACUUGACUGUUUGCACCAGCCCAUCUCAAGCCUGUUGGGAUCCUUCUGGAUGGCAUCUCUUCCCUCCAGUGUGUUGACUGAAUUAAGAAAGGAAUUAUUUUCAAUUAUUUUAAAUUUGACAGAUAUUUCUACCCUUCCAGUUACUUGUGGAAAGUACAUGUAUAUACUUCUCCAUUUGAAACAGAUUUUUCCUGGUCUACUUCCUGUACUGCAGAUCUUAGCAAGGGGCCAUCACACUCCCAUCUGAAAAUAAGAUAAACAUCUCUGUUUCAAGUUCUACAUUAGCUAACUAAGCAAUUAGGCCACAUACCUUUUUUAUUAUACAUAGCUAUUUCCAAUUUAAAGCCAAACUUCUAGGGUAAAAAAAGUUCACACUUUCAUAAGAAGUCCUGAUGAUAUCUUAGAAUACUGUUAGAAUCUAAAGCAAUUAUAAAGGUUUCUCAGAAACACUUCCCUGAAAAUUAGAGGUUAAGCUAAGCAGAGUUACUACAGCUAAAUUUGAAAUUACCUUUUCUAGUUGAAAUGAACUUACUGAAGAAUGUAUCUCUUAGUCACUGUUACAGGAAAUCAAUAUCUGAUAUGUUUUGUAUUUCUAGAACUUGUGUUUUCUGAUUUAGCACACUAAAAAAUUUAUAACCCAACUAAAACAAUUUUCUUUUAUAAAUACUUGUAAAGGUUAUUAAUCUUUAAUGUAUUUGUUUAAUUUAACAUUCAAAUUUUAAUAUUGUUCCUAAGUUUAUGGAAUAGAAGUUUGUUGCAUCUGUUAUUAAACUGAUUUUCCUGGAUGAAGCAAUAUGCAGUUUUCUCAAUGUAAUGACUUUCAUAGUUGAGAAAGUAUAAGUAAUAUAUUUAGAGUAAAAAAUAUUGUAGACCUGUUACUUGGGAAAGAAAUAUUAAACCUGAUUAACUGAAAAGGAUGAAGCUGAUAGAUGCCUUUUUUUGUUAUGUGAUAGAGAGGGAAUAAAUUAAUAGGCAACAAUACAAGAGCAACAGUAAAACAAUGGAUAAAUGACCCCUUGAGAAUACUAACUGAAAUAAUUUUUGUGUUGUAGUUGAAUGCAUUAUGUAUUAGGUCUUUUCAGAAAGAAAGCAACAACCCUCUGUUGUUGAUUGGGAUAUAGAACCCUGAUUGUGAGAGACCUUUAUAAAACCUUUGUCUCAAGUGAGGAGACCAUGGCAUAUCCAGAAGAAAAUUAAGAACCAUAUUUAUUGACAUAAUUGAUUUUGCAGAAAGAAAGGAUAGACAGAAAUUGAGUUUUAGAAGAUGAGGGAAAUUCAAGAACAUCUUUUGGGAGAUCCUGAAUACCAGUGUGUGUUUUGAAGAGUACACAAAUGUAGAAAAUAAUUGAAGCAAAUUCACAAAGAAGAAUGAAGUGGCAGCAGAGGAGGAUAAACAGAAUGUCAACAUGUAUAGACAGAAAAUUCUUUGGGGAAAAUUACCCACACUUACCAUAUUUUUGAUAGGUGAAGCAGAAUGCAGAAGUAAACUUUUUAAUACAAGGAAUGUUGAGUUUAUUGGUUCACACUGUUUGAACGUCGUUUCUGUGUUUCCCUUCCCCUCUGCCCUGGUUUACUCAGAGGUGUUCCUCUUCUUAUCUGGUCUUAGACAAAGGCAUUCAGACCUGAGUAUAUGGAUAUUUCCCACUAGCUACAGGCAACACUGAUACUGGGAGUCAAUAUGAAUGGAGAAGGAAUAUUUUGUUUUGAAGUUUGGUUUAAUUCUGAUUUGCAAUAAAACUCAAAAUAUCCAAAAUUAUCUGUGAAUUUGCUUUUAGCCUCUAAGAGCUCUUGGUUUUCUCACUUUUCUCUUUGGUUUGAAGAGAUUUGGCAUCAAGUGCCUCUGUAUUAUUCCAUUUUUGAGAAAUUGGUAUGCUUUAAUGAAAAGGGAUUUGUGAAAAAGUUUUACUACUGAAUCAAGGGUUUUCAGUUAGAUAUAAGAGGGUUUUCUUCUCUUAGUAUUCCUAUCUAAACUCUUAUUAUGUGAGUAGCAAGAUUCUUGUACUGAAGCAGAAAUUAUUUUGCACUGUGACUGAUGACAGUAGGAACAACAUUAAGUUGAAAGAGUUGAAAGAGUAAGGCAACUGUUUCCUGCCUGUGCAGCUUAGUUUCUUUUGCAAGAUCAGACUAACUGAGCAUUAUUAUUCCUAAUUAAUCUGUUACUUGAGUUACUUAUAUUGGUUAUUGCUUGGGGUAUACAAAGGCUUUCAUUUCACAGUGACAUUUGAAAGGCUGUGGCUGAGGCAUCCCAUUUCCUUCCCAUUUCCUCCCUUCUCAGUCUGAAAGCUUUCACAGACCAUGAGAAGAGCAUGUUUAAUGGAAGUGAUGGAUGUUUUUGCCUUGUUUAUGAUUUAAGAAUGCUUUGUAGGUAGCUUGAUGUGAUGUGUGGCUCUUAAGCAAUUCCUGCAUUAACAUAUCAUACUCUUGACAACUCCAUCACAAGAGACAAAUGUCUUAUUAUUGCUUCUCUUCUUCCCUUUGUAUUCUUUUCCUUUGCUCUUUUUCUCUUCAAUGCAUUCUCUUUAUCCAGCAGCCCAUUUCCUCAUUCCCUUUGAUUUCCCUUCUCUGUUGCUUCUCCCUGACACGUCUUUUCCCUUUAUCAUUGUCUAUCCAUUUAAGAUCCUCUCACUAUAACUCCCAUAUGCCUAAAUCAGCUCUAUUCCAUCUGAUCAACUUUAUGGUUCCUUUACCUGUAACUGGUUGACAGAGCAGGGCCCAAAGGUAAGUGCUAAGUAGGAGUAAAACAGCAGCAGGAAACUUCAGGGACAGGUAUCUCACCCUAGGAUCAUGCCCCAGACAAUAAGUCAGUUUAAAGGUGAAAGCCACAUGUCUUAUUUACAGAUUCUGAAUGCUUGUGUAAAGAUUGGAAGCUUUCAGUCCUCUUUUUGAAAUGUUCAAAAGAGCAAACUUCUUACAUUUGUUUUAGAGCACUUGCAGGUUACCAGCCCAUAUGUUUUUAAUGAAAAUCUCAGAAAUGGCCUCUCCUGAUAGCAGAAUUGGCCGUCUGGACUCUGCCCACUCAUCAGUGAAAUUGCUUUUCAUGUCUACCUUGUAAAUCGUACCUUUGCUAGAUAUCUCAGAGUGUCUAAUUUUUAUGCUAGUAAUCUCCUAACAGCCAGUUUUCUUGCUGACUAAAACUAUUACUUUUCCUUUGCUUCGGGAAAGGAUGUAGGAAUUAUUUUUCUUACUUUAGCCAGCGAAGUGAAGACUCCCUGGCCAUCAGUUAGGAAGGCCUAAAGACAGUUUUUGAGCAUCUCUGGUAAACUUGUAUCACAAUUUAACAUCUUAUGGUUUGUGUUUGCCUCCAGAGCUCUGUUACAUUUUUGCAUUGGCUCUGUGUGACUUCUGUUUGGUACUCCUCCAUACUCUUAUUUUGGAUGAGGAAUAAAGUCCAGUUGUGUGGAGUUGGGAUUUUUAGAGGGAAAGACGAAGGGCAGCUGCUGAACUCUGUUCUUCUAAGAUAAAUGUUAUUUUAGAGAACAGCUGAAUUAUUUAACACAUAGCUCCCCAUACUGAAUACUAAUGCAAAGCUUAGCCUUUAAAAUGAAAGAAUAACGAACAGGUUUUUAUAACUGAAUAACAUUGCAUGAGUUAUUACUAUAUCUUCCUUCCUUCCCUUGGCAGACUUAGUGGUGAUCUGAAAUGCUUGGUUGCCUGUUAAUUAUUUGUGCUAUUCCCAUUGUAUAAUAGGCUGUGUUAUUUUCUGUCAUUGUAAAAGUUCAUCCAAAAUCACUGAAGUUAAAACUGAAUUAAAUAUCUCCAAAAGAUACCACCAAAUAAAACAUCUUCAUGAUUUGUUUCAUUAA
Messenger RNA from Parus major (Great Tit), 5746 nucleotides. RefSeq names its product RNA guanylyltransferase and 5'-phosphatase (gene RNGTT). Gene Ontology annotation, biological process: protein dephosphorylation; 7-methylguanosine mRNA capping. The record is from RefSeq and is a predicted model, not a curated record. Gene Ontology annotation, molecular function: ATP binding; protein tyrosine/serine/threonine phosphatase activity; mRNA guanylyltransferase activity. Lineage: Eukaryota; Metazoa; Chordata; Aves; Passeriformes; Paridae. The coding region runs from base 233 to 1828 and encodes 531 amino acids. The transcript has 15 exons.